UACUGAUAAGGAAUUGGCACUAGUUUGUCGGUUAUUAUUCUAUCAACCAACAGGGUAUCAUUCUAACCUCCGAAAAUUAUGGAAAGAUCUUAAAGCAGAGGGGUAUCAGUUUCUAUAUAAAAAG
This is a messenger RNA of Racocetra persica, 124 nucleotides long. The record is from the annotation of a GenBank genome assembly. NCBI's taxonomy places the organism in Eukaryota, Fungi, Glomeromycota, Glomeromycetes, Diversisporales, Gigasporaceae.